This is a messenger RNA of Numida meleagris (helmeted guineafowl), 1548 nucleotides long. It is a transcript of the gene MRPL3, whose product is annotated as mitochondrial ribosomal protein L3. The record is from RefSeq and is a predicted model, not a curated record. Lineage: Eukaryota; Metazoa; Chordata; Aves; Galliformes; Numididae. Gene Ontology annotation, molecular function: structural constituent of ribosome. Gene Ontology annotation, cellular component: mitochondrial large ribosomal subunit; ribosome. The coding region runs from base 49 to 1095 and encodes 348 amino acids. Gene Ontology annotation, biological process: translation. The transcript is spliced from 10 exons.
GUUCCGCGACGGACCGGGCGGCGCAGCGCUUCCGCCGGCAGUGGCGGCAUGGCGGGCUGGGGGCUGCUGGCCCGGCUCGGGGCCCGGCUGCGGGCGGCGGCGGCGCCGGCGAGGCCGCUGCGGGCGGUGACGGCGGCAUCCGGCCACAGGUGGCAGCUGGGCUUUGCAUCCAGGCCUGUGCACAAUUCAACAUGGUGGCAUGAGCAUCUGUCUGAAGAGAAUGUGCAGUUCCUCAGGAAGGCGGCAGCAGAGGAGUACAGAGCGCAGACGGCCAGCAAGCUGUGCCCACUGAAGGACGAGCCGUGGCCGCUGAAUGAGUGGAAGCCAGAUUCUGUCAGAGUUGGUGUUGUUGCAGUAAAACUGGGAAUGAUGCCAAUGUGGACCAAGUCAGGAAAGAAGCACGCUGUCACACUACUUAAGGUGCAAGAUUGCCAUGUUUUGAAGUACAUUUCAAAGGAAGAUUCAGGUGGAAAAACAGCAAAGCUGCUUGUUGGAGGGAAAAACGGAUCUCCUUUUUCUAAAUCAGAGGCUGAAAUGGAAAUUUUUAGAGAAGCUGGAGUACCACGGAAGCAGAAAGUUACAACAUUUAAUGUGACAGAUGAUGCCAUAAUUAAACCAGGUACUCCUCUGUAUGCUGCUCACUUCCGCCCAGGCCAGAUGGUGGAUGUUACUGCAAAAACAAUUGGUAAAGGAUUUCAAGGUGUCAUGAAAAAGUGGGGAUUUAAAGGGCAGCCUGCCAGCCACGGCCAAACUAAAACUCACAGACGUCCUGGAGCAAUAUCUACCAAUAAAGUUUCCAGAGUUUUCCCUGGAAAGAAAAUGCCUGGUAAAAUGGGUAACGUCUAUAGGACAUCUUUUGGAUUAAAGGUGUGGAGGAUCAACACAAAACAUGAUAUUAUUUAUGUACAUGGCUCUGUUCCAGGUCACACAAAUUGUCUGGUGAAGGUCAGAGAUACAAAAUUGCGUGUUCACAAAGACUGCAAUAAAAACCCUCCUUUCCCUACGUUUUUUGCUGAUGGAGAUGAAAAACUACCAGAAGACUUGUACGACGAGGAAAUGUUCCAGUUCACAGAUCCAUCGGUCACAUAUGCAUAAUGUUCUUGACAUCUUUGAAAACGCAGAAUUUUUUUAUUUUCAUGAACUUUGCAAUGUUGUAUAAAAGUAAACCGAAGAAUUGCAAUCCGACCAACUGAUCUGGACAUUUCAUAUAUUGCUGUUUUGGUCAGGUAAAAACAUGAGACUGUUGAUAAAUCAGCAGAUGAGUCUGAGGGACAGGUUGCAAAGCUUAUCACCAGUUUGUCUUCAGUGUUCUUUUGUCCUCUGCCACAGACUGUGAAAACUUACAGAUUUCUGGAAACUGUUGAAGAUGGCUCCAGUUUGAUCUUCUGAAUAGUACCAACUUCUGUAUUCUGUGGAAACUAGUCUAGCCAACUCUGAUCAGUCAAUAAAACUUUCAGAUCUGCUUUGGCGUCUGAGAGGGUGAAUAAAUCAGAUGCAAAUCCAAAGAAUAACUUAGCAUAAAAAAGGAAAAUACAUUGAUUUGCAGUA